AUGACUUCCGUGGCGUCCCUUGAGAAUGCUACAUUCAUUCGGCCCUCGACAUUUUACAUCACUGGAUUGUCCAACAUGCCAAAUUCACUGUAUUAUUAUAUAUUUCUGUGCUUUGUGUACACUGUGACUGUUUUGGGGAAUUCUUUUAUCAUGGGUACUAUAUACCUGGCACGCACUCUGCACACAGCAAAGUAUAUAGCUGUCUUCAACUUGGCCUUGUGUGAUCUGUUUGGAAGCUCUGCUCUUAUUCCAAAAUACGCAGAUAUGUUUCUGCGUGGAAACCAAUACAUGUCUUAUGAAGACUGCCUGGCAAACAUGUUUUUUGUUUUUCUUUUUAUGACCAUGCAGUCAUUUACUCUGCUUACUUUGUCCUUUGACAGAGUAAUUGCUAUAUGUUUUCCUCUGAGGUAUCAUGCUAUUGUCACCAAAACCACAAUGACUCUGAUCAUUGGUGUUAUGUGGCUUUUCUCUGUAUCUCUUGUUAGUGUCCGUGUGGGUUUGAUUACCAGGCUGUCCUUCUGUAAAUCUACCACAGUUGGAAGUUAUUUCUGUGAUCAUGGUCCCAUCUUCAGACUAGCCUGUAAUGAUAAUUCUCUUAAUUUCAAAAUGGCCUAUGUCUAUAUUGCUCUUGCACUUUGCCUUCCAUUGAUGCUAAUAGCUCUCUCAUAUGUUUGUAUUGGUGUUGCUCUGUGUAAAAUCUCACAAGGUGCUGAUCGAAUCAAGGCUAUGAAAACCUGCACUUCCCACAUCAUAUUAGUGGCCAUGUUUUAUCUACCAAUCAUUAGUGUUUAUAUUACUGCUCAUACAACAUACAUAGAUUCAAAUAGUAGAAUAAUCAACUCUGUCAUAACACAAACAAUUCCGCCUAUGCUAAACCCAAUCAUAUAUACUCUGAAGACAGAGGAGGUAUUGCAAUCUAUUGAAGUACUCUACAAACGAGUCAAGGUGAACUUUGCAAUGGAAGAUCCUUUGAAACGCAUUCUGAAGAAUUAA
Messenger RNA from Pygocentrus nattereri (red-bellied piranha), 993 nucleotides. RefSeq names its product olfactory receptor 1M1-like. Bases 1 to 993 code for a protein of 330 amino acids. The transcript has a single exon. Gene Ontology annotation, cellular component: membrane. Gene Ontology annotation, biological process: G protein-coupled receptor signaling pathway. Lineage: Eukaryota; Metazoa; Chordata; Actinopteri; Characiformes; Serrasalmidae. Gene Ontology annotation, molecular function: G protein-coupled receptor activity; olfactory receptor activity. The record is from RefSeq and is a predicted model, not a curated record.